UAUUGUUUAUGACAACGACCUCGUUUGUAACCCGAUCUUUUAUUCUACGACAGUGAAAUCAUCGAACGGUUAUUGUAGUUUAUUGUUGUAUGAGUACAAACCGACACAGCCGGAUUUUCUAGUUCUUCAAAAUGGAUUUCAAAUAUGGAAGCUUGUUUGUGUUGGGACUGUUAGCGAUAUCCGCCGUGUGCUCGGAUGCUCGGGGUCGCGUCAGUUCCUAUCGAAGAUCUGGGUCAAGUGUUUCCUCUAGCGGCUUCGAGUAUAUCGUUGGCGUGGUGAUUGGGGGCUUCUUGAUUGCCAUCAUUGCCUACGUCGUCAUUUGCCUUCUGAAGAAAAAAGGCAUCAUUUGCGCCUCACCAAAUGUGACCUCUACGCCCAACUCUGGAAUCAACAUUGUGUACAAGAGAGACCUGACCGACAACUACUCCACGGGGUUUGUCAACCCGCCCCCACCGCCCACAUACUCUGCUGUGUAUCCCCCGUCAUACUCAAACGGAAAUGUGUCCGCGCCCGACCCCGCGCCCGACUAUCCAUAGUCAUAGAUAUUGACUAUGUACAUAGUCGAACUAUCUUUUUAAGAAGACUUUUUGUCGGAAGAUUUUUGUUGAUUUAGUAUGUGUAUGUAUUAUAAUAAACAACGGGUAACUUUAACAAAAAACAACAACAACAUUUCCAUCGAGCGCCUAUGGAAAAAAGAGGUACAACGAUUCUGUCAAGCAUUAUCAAAUCAUCUGAUUCGAUCUCAAUUGAUAUCUAAUUAAACCAAAAGUAUUAAUAAUUGAAAGAAAUCUAAAACAAAUGAAUUAAGUUAAUUGAUAACAAAAUUAUUUUCAAGAAUAGAAACUUUACACUUAAAAGUGUGCACUUUUCAUUGUAUCUUUAAUACUCACUCUGGGGUAUUUUGUCUGUUAUCCAAAAUCGAUCAAACGUGUCAGAGUUUCUAUUUUUGGCUUGAGUUAUCACUAAGUAGUAAGUAACAUAUAUACUCAUCGUUUAUAAAUAUUUGGGAAGAAACUAUCGUAUUUAAUACUAUGUCAAUGUGCUUUUACUACAUAAUGCCACUAGUAAUAUUUUCUUAAUAUUAAAAUCAUGCCCUAUUUCUUCACGUAUAACAAUAUUAUUUAGCAUUAUUUCGUCAGUCUAAGUCUAGAUAUAUUGCUGGAUGCAGCAAAUACAUCCUAUUCGUGAUAAAUUAUUUAUGUUUAUCUAUGUGAACUAGUUUUGUCUGUAUAGUAAUUGCCUGUGGUGUUUGUUCGUGUGAUGUUUGACACAAGGUGUUUGGUACAUCUUUAGCAAACAGAUAUUAAAGCAACAUGAUAAAGUAAAUGUAUUAUGAUACCACGUAUAUGCAAACACACAAUCGUUUAUUCGCUGAACUAUUCAAUACAAGAUAUUAUGCUACAGACACAUCGUUACUCUUAACCUGAUUUCUUACGUGCGAACAAAACCCCUUCGGCAAUAAUAAAAACACUAAUCGCUUGUCUUAAAAAAAGUUUCAUUUGAAAAUAGAAAUACAGACUGAUAUGAUAUUUAUACAUUCAAGUCCAUUUCUAACGCAACACAUAUAUAUUUCAUAAUGUCUUGAUGUUUUGUCAACGAAUUUCGUAAAAAUUGGGAAUAUGAACAAAUAAAUAAUAUUUUAAUAUCUCACAGAAGUUUAUCCAAAUCACGAUUUUGCAAAACUUAACCAUCUGAAAACACGAUGAUCGGCAUAUUGAAAGAAUAAGAUGGAAAACCCAAUGCAGAUUGGAAAUACCAAUUUUGUAUUUCAAUAGAAAUGAGUUUCACUGAAUGUUCAACGCUCCACUCUAUUGCAAUGAAAGAAACGAAUAUGCAAACAAAUGUUUUAGAAAAUUACAAAGCAUUGUUAAAUUCCUUUAAGUGUUGAACACAGAAAACGAACGUUAAUCAGUAAAAAUGAGACCAUUUAUUAUUUACAAAGCUUUUUAACUACAUGACUCACCAUGGCAAUGCUUUAUAUAAGUACGAGUACUUUUACAUCAACAUCAAAAUUGUAACUUGCUUUUCUCCCAUUUUUAUAUUGAUCUGUUAUUUUACAUGGAACACGAUUAUUUAUUAUGCACAUACAUUUUGUUGUUAUAUGAGUUUUUGAACUCGUGGGCUUGUGCUUAUUGUUCGAAAUAAAGUUUUUCUACUU
Messenger RNA from Dreissena polymorpha, 2158 nucleotides. RefSeq lists its product as uncharacterized. Bases 132 to 536 code for a protein of 134 amino acids. Lineage: Eukaryota; Metazoa; Mollusca; Bivalvia; Myida; Dreissenidae. The transcript is spliced from 4 exons. The record is from RefSeq and is a predicted model, not a curated record.